Messenger RNA from Fimicolochytrium jonesii, 924 nucleotides. RefSeq names its product P-loop containing nucleoside triphosphate hydrolase protein. The record is from RefSeq and is a predicted model, not a curated record. Lineage: Eukaryota; Fungi; Chytridiomycota; Chytridiomycetes; Spizellomycetales; Powellomycetaceae. Gene Ontology annotation, molecular function: ATP binding; ATP hydrolysis activity. The transcript has 4 exons. Bases 1 to 924 code for a protein of 307 amino acids.
AUGACCAACCAAGCAGUGGCUGUAUCACACCUUACCUAUGGCUUUGGCGGACCACAGAGCGUCCUGAAGGACCUUUCCUUGGAGUUGCCGCGGGGUUCGCGAUGUCUGCUCGUUGGCGCUAACGGUGCGGGCAAGAGUACGCUGCUGAGGAUUUUGGCCGGGAAACGACUAGUCAACACCGAGGGAGUGCACGUCUUGGGCAAGAACCCCUUCAAGCAAGGGUCGCAGGACAUCACAUACCUAGGGACCGAGUGGGCACAGAACCCUAUUGUUCGUCGGGAUGUUCCUGUGUCACGCCUACUGAAGACUUUGGGCGCUGAACGGAAUCAGGAGCGCUGCUCACACCUCCUCGAAAUCAUGGACGUUGAUCCCAACUGGCACAUGCAUGAGAUCUCCGACGGACAACGCCGCCGCGUCCAGAUCGUUCUUGGGUUGAUGGACCCAUGGGAUCUCCUCCUCCUCGACGAAGUGACGGUUGAUCUGGACGUCCUCGUCCGCGCCGACCUCCUACGCUUCCUCCGCUCCGAAACCGAAACGCGUGGUGCAACCAUCCUCUACGCGACGCACAUCUUCGACGGGCUUGGCGGCUGGUCAACGCACGUCGCGCACAUUGCUGACGGCGCCGUCGAUGUUAUCCGGGAUCUCACUACGGCGGGAGGAUUUCCAGAGUACGAUGAGCAAAAGGAGUUGAGGGCGAAUGGGACUGGCGACGCAGGGUUGUUGGACAACUCGCCGUUACUGCUUGUGGUGGAAAAGUGGUUGAAGAAAGAUCAGGAGCGGUGGAAGAAGGAAGGCAAGAAGUGUCCAGAGGGGAAAGUGAUGACAAAGUGGGAGAUUCUGAGCGAGAAUAUGAGGCAGUAUGGUGAGUUUGCCCAAGAUCAUGCUGCGGCAUCUCAGUUGCACAUUUUCUUGAACGUUCCCUGA